This is a messenger RNA of Entrophospora sp. SA101, 996 nucleotides long. NCBI's taxonomy places the organism in Eukaryota, Fungi, Glomeromycota, Glomeromycetes, Entrophosporales, Entrophosporaceae. The record is from the annotation of a GenBank genome assembly.
AUGUGUAUCUUAUUUUGGACUUUAAAUAAUCAUCCUAAAUAUAAAUUUAUAUUUGCUGCAAAUCGAGAUGAAUAUUUGAAUAGGCCAACAUUGUUGGCAUCAUGGUGGAAUCCAAAUAUUCUAAGCGGUUUAGACUUACAAAGAUCGGAUAAAGGAACAUGGUUGGGUAUAAGCCGUAAUGGAAGAUUUGCAGCCAUUACCAAUUAUCAAGAACGAUUACGUGAAAAAAUGCCUUUAUCACGUGGAUUGGUUGUAAAAAAAAUAUUAGAAUCAUCUGAUGAUAAUAGCAACAGUAAUGGUAAUAAUAAAUCAUUAGAACAAUGUAUGUCGGAAUUGAGUUUAGAAAUUGAUAAAUACGGUGGAUUAAAUUUGUUUACGGUAGAUUUAAAAGAUUCAAUAAAAGCUUUUUAUUUAAAUAAUCGAGAGAAUGUUGAAAUUAGACAAUUGGAGAAGGGAAUGGUUUAUGGUUUAAGUAAUACUAUUUUGGAGAAGCCUUGGCCUAAAGUUAAUUAUGGAAUCGAGAAAUUGAAAUUUAUUUUAAAAGAAGUUGAUGAACAAGAUGAAGAUGAAUUGGUUAAAAGAUUAUUUGAAUUAUUAAGCACUGUUACACCUUCUCAAGAACCAAUAGAUGAAAAUAUUAAAUAUCUUGCAGAUUUACUUCAUCUAAGGUAUACGAUCAGAGUACCUAAAUAUGAUGUAGAUGGACCAUAUGCUACCAGAACAAGUACAAUUAUAUUAGUAGAUUAUGAUAAUAAUGUAUUAUUUAUUGAAAAAAAUUUGUUUGAUGAGGAGGGAAAAGUUAUUGAAGAUGAAAAUAGUGGUACGAAAUAUAGAUUUAAAAUCGAUGGUGACGAUGACGAUGGAAGUAGUGUUAGUAAAGUAGUUAUAGGUGUAGGUGAUGAUGAUAAUUGCAAUAAAGAUAUAGAAAAUGACAUUAAAAUCGUUAAUAUUUUUAGUACUGAGGAUAAUAUUACUAAUGAUUUAUUGAUAGAUUGA